Cynara cardunculus var. scolymus (artichoke) is the source of this 1170-nucleotide messenger RNA. Its product is annotated as soluble inorganic pyrophosphatase 6, chloroplastic-like. Gene Ontology annotation, cellular component: cytoplasm. NCBI's taxonomy places the organism in Eukaryota, Viridiplantae, Streptophyta, Magnoliopsida, Asterales, Asteraceae. The transcript is spliced from 6 exons. The coding region runs from base 115 to 1005 and encodes 296 amino acids. The record is from RefSeq and is a predicted model, not a curated record. Gene Ontology annotation, biological process: phosphate-containing compound metabolic process. Gene Ontology annotation, molecular function: inorganic diphosphate phosphatase activity; magnesium ion binding.
UCUACAAAAUCCAGUGGUUUGAAACGCCUUUCACCUCACUCCCAUUCUCCUCUCUCUCUCUCUCUCUUUCUCUAUCUGGUUCGAAUUUGAAGCCUCUUUCUCAAUCGGUCAUCAAUGGCUGCCACUAGAAUCAUGGUGUCAGCAAGCAACAUUGGCACAUCCUCGUCUUUACUCUUCAAAACCGCUGUCUCUCCAUCCUUCAAACCUCAGUGUUUAAGCUUUUGCUUCAAUAACAACACCAGAUUAGUUUCCAAGAAGAGGGCUUUCACUUGUUCGGCUCUUUACAAGCCUGAAAUCCAGAUCAAGGAGGAAGGACAGCCCGAAACCCUAGAUUACAGAGUUUUUUUCGUGGAUAAUUCUGGCAAAAAGGUUUCACCUUGGCAUGAUAUACCAUUGCACGUGGGCGAUGGAGCAUUCAAUUUUAUUGUUGAAAUUCCUAAAGAAUCGAGUGCGAAAAUGGAGGUUGCUACUGAUGAGAUAUUCACCCCCAUUAAGCAGGAUACAAAGAAAGGGAAACUUAGAUACUACCCGUACAAUAUCAACUGGAAUUACGGAUUGCUUCCACAAACAUGGGAAGAUCCAUCACUUGCAAACCCUGAGGUUGAUGGAGCAUUUGGAGACAAUGACCCAGUUGAUGUUGUUGAAAUUGGGGAAAGUCGUGGGAAUGUGGGCCAACUUGUGAAGGUCAAACCCUUAGGUUGUUUAGCUAUGAUUGAUGAAGGAGAACUUGACUGGAAAAUUGUUGCGAUUUCAUUGGAUGAUCCAAAGGCUUCACUUGUUAAUGACGUUGAUGAUGUUGAGAAGCAUUUUCCGGGCACUCUUACUGCAAUCAGAGACUGGUUCAGGGACUACAAGAUCCCUGAUGGCAAACCUGCCAACAAAUUUGGUCUUGGCAACAAAGCAGCGAAUAAGGAUUACGCUCUGAAGGUGAUAACCGAGACAAACGAGUCAUGGGCUAAGCUUGUCAAGAGAUCAACCCCAGCUGGGGAGCUUUCACUUGUCUAGAUGCAGAUUCUUAAAGAUAUUGUUAGAGUGACUUUUGAUGAAAUUUUCGACAUCAUGUGUGUCGUAACGGCGACUUGAUUUUUUUUCGUACUCGGUGAUUUAUGAUAAAAUCAUAAUAUAAAUCGAUUCAAUCAUAAAUUUGAUUUGAUAUGAAUUCAAGAGCUA